CUUCGAAGUAUCGCGCGUAUCUCGUCAGUGCGCGCCAACCGCGACGAUUAACGGCGACCGGCGACCCGACACUGGUCAGGACUCCAUACUGCCUCAGCCGCGCUUGUUACAGUCUUUGUUCGUCCCAAAGGGGUUGUAUGGACUCACGAUCCAUGUCAGUAUCCGACUCCCACGGUGAUUGUCGACGCGAUGUCGACAUCGUCUCAACGCGCGCCACCCUCCCAUCGCUCGCCAAGGUGUUGGAACUUAAGGACUGCUACGACCUUCGGAGAAAGCUGCAGGGAUCAGCCAAUCCUAUGGAAUGACAGGCUGCCUACCACCACCAAACGACGGAGAGUUCAUCCCGCCAAACCCAGCCAUUGCGCAAUCGCCUGUACCGCCACCUACAACGAGUUGCACAUCUAGGACAAGUGGCGGCAAGAUGACCGCCUCGAUACGCGUACCCCAGCACUCAGGCGCUCACGAAGUACGCAAGACAUCCAAUGUGCCCGCUGCCGAUGGGAGCUUUGGCGUCGCGCCAAGCGUAAUCGGCGACGAGAUUCAGAGCGCCGUUGACGAGUUGAGCACCCUCAUACACAAGGCCAGGUCGUACUCUGGCCCUGGCCCAUCGAGGCGAACGAGAAGUCGGUCGAACGGUUACUCCAAGAUCUGUAGAAUUGAAAAAAAAGCAGUCUUCGUCCGAAUAGUCCAUCCAGUCUACAUCCUCGCCCUUCUCGUACUUGCCUUCGUUGCAUUCCAUCCUUCACCUCUUGCACUAUACCAUCAUACUAUCAUGCAUCGUCUUCGUCCUCUCAUUCUUGCACCUCCACGUAGUUAGCUGCGAGACAGUCAGCUACCUGUCUCUAACCACAACUUCACGAAACUCACCCGGGAACAGCCCCACGUUACCCGCCGCGUCCUUACCCUGCCACCAGUCAUCCGACGCAGCCUCAAUCUCCACAAUCUUGUCUCCCUCUCGGAAGGUGAGCUCGUUGUCCUCCGCGGCGUCAUAGCUGGAGAUGU
Messenger RNA from Schizophyllum commune H4-8, 1002 nucleotides. RefSeq lists its product as uncharacterized. The transcript has a single exon. The record is from RefSeq and is a predicted model, not a curated record. The coding region runs from base 302 to 817 and encodes 171 amino acids. NCBI's taxonomy places the organism in Eukaryota, Fungi, Basidiomycota, Agaricomycetes, Agaricales, Schizophyllaceae.